AUGAAACGUAAAUUUAAUCAUAUACAAUCAGUGAAUAAAUUUAAUAUUAAUAAAAUAAAACAUAUAAAAUAUUGUCAAAAUUAUUGUACAUAUUGUAGUCCUGAACGAUAUACUAUAUUAAUACAUAAUGAACAUUUAAAUCAAAUUCAUUAUACAAUGUGUCCAUAUGAUGAAUUAUUAAUUAUGGCUAAAUCAAUUUGUACAAAUUUAAUGCAAGAUAAUAAUAAUAAUAAUAAUCAGAACGAUAAUAAUAAUAAUGGUAAUAAUAGUAUAACAAUUUUAGUCUUAUCGAUAACUUGCGGUAAACUUUCCAAUUUUACAAGAUACAACCCUCUUCUUAUCAAUCGAAACAUCAACACUAGUACCAACAACAACAAAAACAAUACUACUACUCCUACUAAUAUAAGUAGUACAAGUCAUACAAAAUCAUCAAAUCCCCUUAACACAACAAUCUCUAUAAAUAUUCAAACUAUUAGUAAGACGAUUCAACGAGCUAAACUGGAAAAAGUUGGUUAUAAACAAUCCAGAACUAAAUCUAAAUGGGGAAUUAUUAAUUUAUCCGCGUGUAAUAAUAUACAUUCCGAUAUUUUAAUUGAUCUAAAUACUUCAGUGAAUAGUAUGAACGAUGGAAAAAAGAAUAUUUGUUAUACUUAUGAUAACCAUUAUCAUUAUUAUUGUUGUUAUUAUUACUAUUAUUAUUAUUGUUAUCAUUAUCACUAUUAUUCAUACCAAAAAUCAUCUUUGUUUACAACGUUAUGGUCUGAGCAUAUCUUGAAUAGUGGAAGUAACGAUAUUCAGCUGGGUUCAAAAAUACCCAAUAUUAAUUGUGACGCUUAUUAUACUAAAAAAUUUAAUAUCACUCAAAACUCCAAUAAAAAGCACACUGGUAAUAUGGAGAAAAUAUUCAUAGAAAACGAAACAGAUAAUGAAGUAAUGCGAUAUAUGUCUAAGUUUGAUUGGAUCAAAAACUGUGCUCAAACAAGAUCCGAAAACCACAAACCAAAUAGAUUGAAAGAUCUACAGUUAUCAGUUAAUUUACGUCCGCCAGAACCUGUUGGUUGUCAACUACUCCAAAUGAAUUCAGCACCAGUUACGAAAGGAUUGUGA
Molecule: messenger RNA, 1107 nt
Organism: Schistosoma margrebowiei
Lineage: Eukaryota; Metazoa; Platyhelminthes; Trematoda; Strigeidida; Schistosomatidae
Source: the annotation of a GenBank genome assembly